Messenger RNA from Diaporthe batatas, 756 nucleotides. RefSeq lists its product as uncharacterized. The record is from RefSeq and is a predicted model, not a curated record. NCBI's taxonomy places the organism in Eukaryota, Fungi, Ascomycota, Sordariomycetes, Diaporthales, Diaporthaceae. The transcript has 3 exons. The coding region runs from base 1 to 756 and encodes 251 amino acids.
AUGGAUAAGCUUCACACAUUCUUUGGCCAGCGAUUUGGUCAAGUCAAGCACAGGAGCAGUGGGCAGUCCGCAAAGUACCAGGCAAUCCGUGAUGAUGAAAAUGAUGGGGACCAGUCAGCACGCGUACACUGUCGCCACAACCGUCUUUUAGCAUGUUCCUUUGGCGCCAACGCAGUGAUGCUGCUGGCACUGUUCGGCGUGUUCUUCGGCUACUUCGGAAGACUCAGCGGAGAGUCAGUGUGUGAGCUAGAAUCAGAAACGCUUUUUGGGCAUAUCCCAUGGAAACACCAGCUGAUCGUGAACAAUGAGCGGUUUAUCAACGCCAAGCCCCCCGACUACAUGGUAGGCGAGGUAGGCAUCAACAAGACCGACUCCGUCAACCCAUGGGAUGAGAUCUACCCCACCACGUGGGUUUCAUUCCCGAAGCCGAGCCUUGGGGGCGUUCAAGGCUGGGGCAUGAAGAUGAAGCACGUGGCGGCGAGCCCUGAUGAAUGGGAGGAGGAAAGUGAGGGUUUUGGAGUGGCUGUGAUGCAUCAGGUGCACUGCGUUGCUGUCAUGUGUCACGCCGAUAUGACUCUAGAACACCCAGAGAUCGACAACCCGCAUGAUGUCGUCUUAACUGGCUGGGGCAACACCCACCUUUGCCGUGACUGGGACAGUGCCCUUACUGCCAUCAGCAAACAUGCUAUAAAGCACAAGCCAGAGGGAUGGGCAAAGUUCGAAGAAGGUGAGCUCAAGACAAUCAGAGGACUUUAA